Messenger RNA from Daphnia pulex (common water flea), 1845 nucleotides. Its product is annotated as MPN domain-containing protein-like. Bases 149 to 1744 code for a protein of 531 amino acids. Gene Ontology annotation, biological process: double-strand break repair. The transcript is spliced from 8 exons. The record is from RefSeq and is a predicted model, not a curated record. Lineage: Eukaryota; Metazoa; Arthropoda; Branchiopoda; Diplostraca; Daphniidae. Gene Ontology annotation, molecular function: metallopeptidase activity; polyubiquitin modification-dependent protein binding. Gene Ontology annotation, cellular component: BRISC complex; BRCA1-A complex.
AUAUUCGAUGAAUUGAUUCAAAUCGUGAUGCUUCAGUUUUGACAUUUUUUGACAUUUCAACGGUCAGUUUUAUCAAUCUUAUUAUUAAACCGCACUUGGACAAUUUGCUUUCGAAAUUGUCAACAAGUUAUUUAUUCAGGGCAUAAGCAUGAUUGAAGCAUCAGAAGACUCAAGUAUUAGUGAUCAAGCAGAUCCUCAAGAACAACAAAAGAUCACAUCAGUUAGUGUUGAACACACAAAUGAGCAAUGUAACAUGUCUGAAACCCACAAUGCAACAUUAGAUCCUGAAAUGGAAGGAGAGGAUAACAUGGAUGGCAAUGAAGAUGAAGAACUGAAUGAGAAAAAGUCCAAAACUGCUGGUGGAUUUACUGGUAGAGGAGUCACAUUGCAAAUGUUACUUGAAGAUAACAUCCUUCAACCAAAAGAAGGUGCUAUGUCACUAGAGUACAUGGGACAAAAAUUUAAUGGGGACUUACUGGCAGAUGGAAAAAUUUUUUCUGCUGAAGUUCAAGAAGUCUUUAGUUCACCCUCGGCGUGGGCCUUGCGCUGCAAAAAAAUUGUUAAUCCCGAACAGAAAUAUGGUUGUGGUUGGUCAUCAGUACGAUAUUGUGGCAGGCCUUUGGAUGUAUAUAAAAACCAAUGGAUGCGUAAACGACGUUUAGAACAGGUUAGCGACAACUCGACUCCUGAUGAUUGUAAUUUGUCCACUAAUGAGCCUGUACUGCUGGAACCUGAACCAGUAAUUCAAAUGAGUAUGAAACAAACUGUCGGUGAUCGACAAAUUAUAAAGCACGAAACGCUAGGAAACAGGACAAGUAUCGAGGAUCCAAAUUUGUUAGUUGAAGCCAUAUCGUUCGCAAAUAUAGGGAAACUUCAACCUUUUCUAAUAUCGUUAAACACGACUGCUCUUGUUGUAAUGGACGUUCAUUGCUCUCUAACGCGUUCAGAAGUUGUUGGAUAUUUAGCAGGCCAAUGGGACAUUAACACGAACACACUCACGAUUAAACAAGCGUUCCCUUGUUUAAAUCGAGUUACGACUGAUGAUAAACGAGGCCAAGCUACCGAAAUCAAAAUCGCUCAAUCAAUAGAGAGUGCUGGACUUUGCUUGGUAGGAUGGUAUCAUAGCCACCCUUUAUCACCGCCCACUCCAACUGUGCAAGAUAUUGAUUCACAACUCGAGUAUCAAUUAAAACUCAAAGGAACUGGUGAUCAAGGUUACCGACCUUGCGUAGCGAUGAUUUCAUGUAAUGAAAUAUUCCUUACUAUUAUAUGUUAUCAUUACCUGUUCACUUUACUUUUUUAUUCAGCACCGUUCCAUCACGCGGAACCUAGCCAAUCAACGUCGACCACUCACUUGACGUGCUACUGGGUGUCUCCUCCUACCGAAUCUCGACCACUUGAACUUGGACGUCCUAUGGCCAUGCAAUACAACGUUGUGUAUGACGCCACCGUCAAAGAUGACGUAGUCCCUAAAUUGGAAGCUUGCCUUAAAUUUUACCGUGAUUCUCCUGACCGCACAAAUUUUGACGAAAACUGGUCUGAUGAACUCACGAUUCUGGAUAAGUUGAAAGCGACUUUGAAGUCCAGCUUACAAAGCGAAGAUGAUGUGAUUAUCGAUUUGGUUGACACACUCAGCAACAUGACCAAAGUGAAAACGAAAACAGAUCUCACCGACGUAAAAUCUCCUGCAGAACCUAUAGACCCUGAACCCCAAAACAACCUAAAAGAAAUCUCGUGUAUGUGAGACAAGAAAAUCGCGAAAUCUAUGAAUCGAGGUUUUUCUUUGCAAAAUUCCAGCCAUCUGGGAAUCAUGCGUACAAAUAAUACAUAUGAAUAAAAGAGUGA